UUCUUAUAUGAGGUAGGAGCUCACUGGUAUGAUGAAUGAGUGCUGUGAUAAAAAUGUUACCUGAUAUUGUUCUUAGUACAGUUGUUAUGGCAACAUUAAGGAAUGUUCCCAAUGGUUAGAGUAGGGGUACACUCAAAUAGUCUUGACUAUAAAAGGGGUUGAAUCAUUAGACUGAUAGGGAACAAUCAUAGUCGCUGCAGCUAAUAAUUAUAUUGAAGUAAUAUUCAAAAUGAGCCAAGCAAAGGAUCAAAAGGAAUUUCACAUACUAGCAGAAUCAGCUAGAUCAGAAGCAACAAAAGCUCUAAUAGUUCCCUUUGAUAUCCUGUACUCAAUUAUUGCAAUUGGUGUAAUGCGGAAUGGAAGAGAUUUUAGUACAAAAGAUCAAGAUAUAACAUUAGGUUGCUUAGGAGCAGCAUAUGGAGUAAUUAGCCUUGUUUUCUGUCUAAUCAACAGUCAAGCAUACUUACGUAAUGCUUUUAAAAAUGAAGAUUGUUGGACACGAUGUAAAAAAAUAGUUAUUUUCAUAUUAGACUUUAUUGUUGUGGUCGCUACUAACAUCAUAUACCUUGUGGGAGAUAGCAAAGCAGAGGUCAGCACUGACAGUGCAGCGGAGGAAAGAGAUCUGACCAUACAAGGUCUUCUUUUUCUCAUUCCUGCAAUACUAUCCUUUCAAGUUUGGAAGCCAUUAAAAACAUUGCUUGAAACCAUUUUUAAAUUUUGUAAAAAGGAAGAUGAUUCAGAAGAAGAUAAGUUAGAAUUAGAUUAUUACAAAGCAAUUCUCUAUGCAACAGUGAUGACACUCAGUACUGUCCCAGAGAUUGAUGCUACAUAUACCACAUUAUCGAGCUUUGUUAGACUCACAAAAGAUAAUUGCCGUCCAAGGAAAUACAACAUCCUUUGGGUAAUGUAUAGUGCAAUUAUAUUCAAUAUUAUAGUGAAAUGUAUAAGUGUAUUUUUAAAGGCAUUGCGCAAAGUUUACAACAAAAAUAAGACUAAGUGGAAUCUAAGUCUCAUUGGUUGGGCUGCUUAUGCUGUCAUUACAUCAGUCCUUGCAAUAUUAAGCACUGGAUGCUUCUUUGUUGUUGAUAAUGACCUACCAUUGGAUUGCUCACCACACUUCCGCUUGAAUAGCACGUACAGGGGACUUAAAACAAAAAACUACAACUUCAGAAUAGCAUUUCUAGUAACUUCUUGGGUGCUUUCAGUCGCAAUAUUAGUCAUGGGAGGAAUAUGUUGGGGAAGAUUCCUCAGAAUAUAUGACAACAAAUCACAAGAAAGUUAUAAAUUAGAAGAUCUGACAAACCACCUUAAAGAUCCGACAAACCACCUUAAAGAUUCGACAAACCACCUUAAAGAUCCGACAAACCACCUUGAAGCUCAGACAAACCAACAUGAAUCUGUACUUUAACAUUCUUUGAACAGUUUGGUAGUUACAUUUAGUUGAUUGAUUUCAUUUUUGUGUUAAAUAAAUAAUUUAGAAUAUAA
Messenger RNA from Amphimedon queenslandica, 1485 nucleotides. RefSeq lists its product as uncharacterized. Lineage: Eukaryota; Metazoa; Porifera; Demospongiae; Haplosclerida; Niphatidae. The transcript has 2 exons. The coding region runs from base 230 to 1408 and encodes 392 amino acids. The record is from RefSeq and is a predicted model, not a curated record.